AGGACAAGAAUGACAGCAAAAGCUGUCAUUCGAGUCGAGUGAUAGAAUUUAUUUUCUGUGUUAGUUUUUAUACUAUUUUUGUUUUUCAAAAUCAACGCAUGUCAUGACCAUAAAAGAGUACAGUAUAAAUAAUCUACUUAUCAAAUCCUAUUCUUUUAAAUACAUGAAGAAUGUAUUCCCAAAAGCUGAUGAGACUUUGCUUCUCGAUAUUCUUGCCAAUUCUGACAAUAAUGUCCAAAAGGCUUCGGAAACACUUAUUGCGAUGGGCUAUGUCAAACGAGAUGAAGAGUGUAAUAAAAUAAUUCCAUUGCGCCCGAUGGUAUACACCGAGGAAGAAAAGAACCAAAUGAAAAUUCGACUUCAAGAAAAGUUCAAAGAAAUUGCUGAACGAAUAAUAUCCAUGGCUCUAGAAAGUGUUAAUUAUUCAGAAGACAGAGCUACACAAAUAUUACAAAUUGUACAUGAUGAAGACGAAUGUCGGGCCAAAAAAGAUGCUGAUGCAUUACAAUGUGCAUUAGAUGAAGAUUCUUGUGUUGAUGGAAUCCAAGGUGGAAGUAACAAGUUAGUUCUCAAAACAAAGUUCUUUUGUUCAUAUAACGUUAAAGAAAAAAAUAUUAAUUAUUAUAAUUAAUGGGCACGUUCAAAGACCUAUCGGAUAGGCUAUCUGGGAUACCCGUAUCUGGAAUAUCUCUUUGAACGAAAAGCUAUCCAGAUAGCUUGCCAAAGCAGCUACAAAAAAAAUAUGAAAAUAUUGAAAAGAGGAAGUUGUUUCUUUUGAGCAAAUUCCUGUUUUUUAUUGUUGCAUAGUACUUGCACAAUCGAUCUAACUUUAAUUCUUGCAAAUUUAUUUUAUUUUCAAGCUGAAUAAUCGCGCGAAUAGAAAUCAAAAUAAAAAAUAGCCAAAUAUUUAUCAGCUGACCACUCGCGAUCGCCAUCUCCGAGAUUGAGUGAGAGUUAUAACUUCAGUCGCGUGUACAUAGUACA
This is a messenger RNA of Episyrphus balteatus (marmalade hoverfly), 984 nucleotides long. RefSeq lists its product as uncharacterized. Bases 104 to 631 code for a protein of 175 amino acids. The record is from RefSeq and is a predicted model, not a curated record. NCBI's taxonomy places the organism in Eukaryota, Metazoa, Arthropoda, Insecta, Diptera, Syrphidae. The transcript has 2 exons.